Molecule: messenger RNA, 924 nt
Organism: Quercus robur (English oak)
Lineage: Eukaryota; Viridiplantae; Streptophyta; Magnoliopsida; Fagales; Fagaceae
Exons: 2
Coding region: 1-924 (307 amino acids)
Source: RefSeq, a predicted model, not a curated record
AUGAGCAAAGCUUUGAACCAAAUUUCCAAGUCGCCCUUCAUGCAUAGGAUUGAAGGAGAAACUCUUCCCUUGGAUUUCCAUCAACCAACAUUCACUAUCUACAAUGGGCGGACGGACUCGGUGGAGCAUGUGAGCCAUUUCAGUCAAAGAAUGACUAUCCAUUCUAAGGAUGGGGCCUUGAUGUGCAAGGUGUUUCCAUCCAGUCUGGGAUUAGUGGCGAUGAGAUGGUUCGAUGGCCUGAGGGCAGAUUCUAUAGAUUCCUUCAAGGAACUCACUUGGACUUUUGGCUUUCGUUUUAUUACAUGUACCAGGGUCCCUCGGCCUUUGGACUCCUUACUGUCUUUGUCCAUGCAAGAAAGGGAGACCCUAAAAACAUACUUGGACAGGUAUUGGGAGAUAUACAACGGGAUAGACGGUAACUUUGAUGACGUCACCAUUAGCACCUUUAAGAGUGGCCUCCCAACUGAGCAUAGCUUAAGGAAGUCCCUAAUAGGAAAACCUGUCACCAGCCUGCACCAACUCAUAGACCGGAUUGACAAGUAUAAAAGGGUUGAGGAAGACCAGCAACCAGGUAAAGGAAAGGCUAAGGAUAUCCCUCAGGAGAGGAGGGAUUCCAGUGGCCAGGUGGAGCAGACCGGUUCGGAUCCCCGUAGAGAUGCUUCUUCAAGACCUCCUCUAGGAACGAUCAAUGUCAUCUUUGUUGCUCCUGGUAGGAUUGGUUUCCAUCCUUCCAGAGUGAUGUCUGUGGCUCGGCUAUCCACUGAGGACAACAAUUCGGAGCCAAAAAGAGCCAAGAAAGAAGCCCUACAGGUGCUAGACUUCUUGGACGAAGAUAAGAUCAGAACCAUCCAACCCCAUGAUGAUGCUCUAGUGGUCAUACUCAGAAUAGGGGGAUACGAUGUGAAGAGAGUGUUGGUGGACUAG